This is a messenger RNA of Apus apus (common swift), 2789 nucleotides long. It is a transcript of the gene TMEM38A, whose product is annotated as transmembrane protein 38A. NCBI's taxonomy places the organism in Eukaryota, Metazoa, Chordata, Aves, Apodiformes, Apodidae. Gene Ontology annotation, cellular component: membrane. Gene Ontology annotation, biological process: potassium ion transmembrane transport. The coding region runs from base 60 to 953 and encodes 297 amino acids. The transcript has 6 exons. The record is from RefSeq and is a predicted model, not a curated record. Gene Ontology annotation, molecular function: potassium channel activity; identical protein binding.
GAGGGAGGAAGGAGGGAGGAAGGAAGGAGGGCGGGCGGCGCUGCCGCUGCCGCGGCGCCAUGGAGCUGGCGGGGGCCCUGCAGCUUGGGGAGCUGGCGGCCGCCUUCGCCGCCCUGCCCGUCUUCCCGCUCUUCGACACGGCCUAUUUCAUCGUCUCCGUCCUCUACCUCAAGUACGAGCCGGGAGCCGUGGAGAUGUCUCGGAAGAGCCCUUUUGCCUCCUGGCUUUGUGCCAUGCUCCACUGCUUUGGAAGUUACAUACUUGCUGAUCUGUUACUUGGAGAAUCACCUAUUGAUUACUUCAGUAACAACUCCAGUGUCAUCCUGGCCACAGCAGUCUGGUAUUUGAUAUUCUUCUGUCCCAUGAACCUCUUCUACAAGUGUGUUAGCUUUCUGCCCAUGAAGCUCAUCUUUGUGGCCAUGAAGGAGGUGGUCAGAGUUCGCAAAAUCGCCGCUGGGGUCCACCAUGCUCACCACCACUACCACCACGGGUGGUUCAUCAUGAUGGCUACUGGAUGGGUCAAAGGUUCUGGUGUUGCCUUGAUGUCCAACUUUGAGCAGCUGCUGCGUGGGGUCUGGAAGCCAGAAAAGAACGAAAUUCUUCAUAUGUCCUUCCCUACAAAGGCCAGUUUGUAUGGCACAAUCCUCUUCACUCUGCAACAAACCCACUGGCUCCCUAUCUCUGAAGCCAACCUCAUUUUCUUUUUCACCAUGUUCAUGAUAGUUUGCAAGGUUUUCAUGACAGCAACUCACUCUCAUGCCUCACCUUUCACUCCACUGGAAAACCUCAUCUGCCCAGUUUUCUUUGGCUCCGUUUCCAGUGGACACACAAGUCACCAUCACGAUCAGCACGGGGCCUCCCAUGAGGUUUCCCAUCCCCCGCCUCCUCCUGCCAAGUCAAAAGAGGAGCUGAAUGAAGGCUCAAGGAAAAGGAAAGCAAAAAAAGCUGAAUAAAAAAGCAACCACACAGCAAAUAGGCCAAGAAAAUUCUUCCAGAGCAGUCUCAAAGCCACCUGUGACCUCCUUGACCCUCCAGUCCUUCUCUCAGGCUCCAGAGGAGAAGCCAAGACGCUGCCAGGCGGGUCCCUGAAUUUCACUUGUGCUCUCUGUGCUGCUGCUUGCUUUUUGGUCUCUGUCUCUUCUGAUCAUAUUUUCAGGGAUUUGUAGGUUUGUGCCAGGAUGACAAGUGGGUGCCAGUUCCCAAGCUGUCAGCAAUUACGAAGCAGCAUUUUCAAUUGGUGUAAAAUCUUUCACUGUGUUUAUGAAUGGAGGUCAUGGCUUGUGCUCCUGCAGCUCCUAAGCUCCUUUGAGUUUUCAUUGCCCUUUUUGACGUCUGCCUAAACAGCAAACUGUUUAGACACAAUCAAUGUGGAAAUUGGAUUCCAGACUCAAGGAAUUAAAUGGUCUCAUAUGAGCCUGAUCUAAUUUCCCCUAGCUCUCACAUCUGCCAUAUCUCCAAUUAUUGUGACAUUUUAUAUGCAAUCAGGACAUAGACUCUGUUGUCCUGGCCAAACUCCAUUCUUCUCACCUGACUUCCCUCUGAUUCUUAAUGGAUAGGACAUUGUCACUUAAUUAAGCUUGUGUUUGCAAGAGCUUUGAAGCUGUGAAGUGCUCUGAGUGCAAUGUACUGGUACUGUUUUUAUUUUGAACUGUUAUGUUGCACGUUGUUUAAUAAUGUGUCCCACCUCAAACCUGAUCCUGUUUAACUAGGAAAGAAGCAUGGUUCUGGUUUGUGGGGUACAAGAAGGGUGUGUGAGUGUAAAUAAGUAUUUAUUACUAUUUAUUUAUAAUUGCCAGGGCACCUAAUUAAUGGACCUGAAACUGGCUUUUUAAAAACUCUGCAUCUUUGUGGAGAGAAAUGGAUGCUGCUAAGUCUAGUCCUAAGCCCACAGCUCCAUGCUGGCUGGUGCUGGGAGCAGUGGUUUUGGAGUGCUGAAGGACAGCCUGAACACUCCCUGGAUGCAGGAAGGAAGUUUCCUUAAUCCAGAUCUAAAGGCUGAAGAAGCAGGUUUCACACCAGCUGAUUAAAGCUACUUCAAAGGACUGACAAAAGCACCCCAGCUGAAGAGGUGGUUCUCCCUUGUAGGUCCCUUUCAGCCCAACUACUGUUCUGUGAAAGCAGCUUGUGCCAACAAGUCAAGAAUAUGAAAUACCUUGCAUGGCUCAGGGAGGAGUAUCAGCUCCUUCAUGUUCUGCUUGGUGAAUACUGCCUUUUAGACUACUUUGAAGCUGUUCUUAUAACUGAUUUUGUUCUAUAAAAUGUCACCUGAAAGGCCAGAACUCAUUCUGAGGGUUUUUUUAAUCACCAAGGGCUGGGGUCACUGUGGUGAAAAGGGCACAUGUGGCACUGGGCUUCCAGUCAGGCACCACGUUGCCCUCCCCAGCAGUGAGUUUGCUGCUGUCAUCUUGCGACUCCUGUAGAAAUAGGAAGACUGAAAAAAAAGCAUUUUUAUUUUUUUGUGUGUCCCUGUUCAGAAUUGAAACUGAUGGUUAAUUAAAAAAAUAAAUCUUGUCUACAAGCAGGUGAAAGCCAUUACAAAAGGUCAAAUGAUUUGUGGUUUUGACAGUGCCUUAAUUUUGUGAGUUUCCCUUCCCCUUCAGUAGAAAACAGGAAUUCUACCUGACAAUUUCACUGGCUGGUUUUGCAGAUCCUGGUCUACUGAAACCUGAUGUAUCACUAGCAUGCACAAGACUAAAUGUUUUCUGAGGUGUCUAAUUCAAGAGUAAUUUUGUUUUAUAAAAACCAUCGACAAAUAAAAAUGGUGAAGUGACUCUGAUUGUCCACUGGCA